This is a messenger RNA of Mus musculus (house mouse), 3649 nucleotides long. RefSeq names its product calcium channel, voltage-dependent, gamma subunit 4 (gene Cacng4). NCBI's taxonomy places the organism in Eukaryota, Metazoa, Chordata, Mammalia, Rodentia, Muridae. Gene Ontology annotation, biological process: calcium ion transmembrane transport; calcium ion transport; response to cocaine. Gene Ontology annotation, cellular component: synapse; membrane; L-type voltage-gated calcium channel complex. The record is from RefSeq and is marked validated. Gene Ontology annotation, molecular function: calcium channel regulator activity; voltage-gated calcium channel activity; ionotropic glutamate receptor binding. Bases 243 to 1226 code for a protein of 327 amino acids. The transcript is spliced from 4 exons.
AGCCCGCCCGGCGGCCCGCGUAGCCCGCGCAGCCCUCACUCGCCGCCGCGCCUCGGAGUUUGAGCCCCGCGCAGCCGGAGCGCAGGCACGCCCGGGGCGCGGGGUCGGAGCGCGCAGCGCGGCGCCGCCCCCCGGCCCUCGGCCCCCCAGCCCCUGGAGCCCCCGGAGCCGCGCGCCGAGGGAGGAGGGCGGGCGGGCGCGGCGGGCCGGGCCGGCGGGCGGCGGACUAUGAGGCGCCCACCAUGGUGCGAUGCGACCGCGGGCUGCAGAUGCUGCUGACCACGGCCGGAGCCUUCGCCGCCUUCUCGCUCAUGGCCAUCGCCAUCGGCACCGACUACUGGCUGUACUCCAGCGCGCACAUCUGCAACGGCACCAACCUGACCAUGGACGACGGGCCCCCGCCCCGCCGCGCUCGCGGCGACCUCACCCAUUCGGGACUGUGGCGGGUGUGUUGCAUCGAAGGCAUCUAUAGAGGGCACUGCUUCCGGAUCAACCACUUCCCAGAGGACAAUGAUUACGACCACGACAGCUCCGAGUACCUCCUCCGCAUUGUGCGAGCCUCCAGUGUCUUUCCCAUCCUCAGCACCAUUCUGCUCCUGCUCGGAGGGCUCUGCAUCGGCGCUGGGAGGAUCUACAGCCGCAAGAACAAUAUUGUCCUCAGCGCGGGAAUCCUCUUUGUGGCGGCAGGCCUCAGUAAUAUCAUCGGUAUCAUCGUCUACAUUUCCAGCAACACGGGCGACCCCAGUGACAAACGUGACGAAGACAAAAAGAACCAUUACAACUACGGCUGGUCUUUUUACUUUGGAGCCCUGUCGUUUAUUGUGGCGGAGACCGUGGGCGUCCUGGCUGUAAACAUUUACAUUGAGAAAAAUAAAGAGUUGAGGUUUAAGACCAAGCGGGAGUUCCUUAAGGCCUCUUCCUCCUCUCCUUACGCCAGGAUGCCGAGCUACAGGUACCGGCGACGGCGGUCCAGGUCCAGUUCAAGGUCCACGGAGGCCUCACCCUCCAGGGAUGCAUCUCCCGUGGGCCUGAAGAUCACCGGAGCCAUUCCCAUGGGUGAGCUGUCCAUGUACACGCUAUCCAGAGAACCCCUUAAGGUGACCACAGCUGCGAGCUACAGUCCGGACCAGGACGCUGGCUUCCUGCAGAUGCAUGACUUCUUCCAACAGGACCUAAAGGAAGGUUUCCAUGUCAGCAUGCUGAACCGGCGGACGACUCCCGUGUGACCCGCCCACCCCUCUCGGCACAGGCCUCCCCCAAGGUGGCUGUUUGUGUGACACAGAACAGGGUGACCCUUAAGAUUAUAGACAGUGAAGUGGAGCUGAGUGCGAUCCUCCCUGGCCUCCAGAAGACGCCAUGGGCUAGCUCAGAGUGAGGGGAGUCUGGAGAUUGGAAUCAGGGAUAAGGUAGAAACAGAAGGCUGACUUUCUCCCGAGGUAGGCUGUUCUGCUGCCCUCUGGGUUUUUGGAACUUCUCAAGAGGCCCAAGAAUUUUCAAGAAGCUGCAUCAGCCUGCCUCUUGGGAACCAAGAAACCAGUCAUGCCAGAUGUCAAACGCAUCCUCCCUCGCUGGGCACUGGGCCACAGGGAGGCUUCUUCCGGGCACUGGGACCUCUGGCCUCCCAUCGACUGUUUCCUGCCCAGAUGUUCCUGUGUCCUGGAGCCCAACAUGAGCCUAAGCUCAUUCCAUUCCCCUCUGUGUCUCCCUCAGCCUCUGUCUGGCCCCCUGGUGGAGCUGGUGGUUGUAAAUAUCACCCAUUCUGAAGAGAAAGCUCUAUGGCUAACUGGUGCUUCGGCCUCGAGCUGUCCUGGGGCCUGCUGCUCUCCACCUCAGGAGAUCAGGAAACCAGGGCAAAUUCGGAGGCUCUGCUGGCUUUCAUACCUGCUUCUGGAAGUUUCCGCUGAGCUCAGAAUGUACAGGACAUACUGACUAAUCUUGGAGGUCCAGAGGGUUUCACGGAUCUGAGGGAUGGUGGGCAUGUGGCCUUUGACUCUGUCCUUCCACACUGGCCUGAGGAACCACUCUGUCCCCUGAGGGCCCUGCUGGGGCACGGAGCCAUACUCCCACUUCCAACCUGGUGUUCUGACACAGAUGUACAAGCUUAAAGAUUUGAAAGGGAAACCUGAGAGUGAACAGAGGAAAGAAAGAAAGAAGGAAAGAAGGAAAGGAAGAAAGGAAGAAAGGAAGAAAGGAAGAAAGGAAGAAAGAAAGAAAGAAAGAAAGAAAGAAAGAAAGAAAGAAAGAAAGAAAGAAAGAAAGAAAGAAAGAAAGAGCAUCAUUUUCCAAGUGGUUAUGAGGGUGGCAUACUGAAGAACAUCGUCAGAAGACCAAGCUGUACUCACCUCUUUAUCCUGAAAAAGAGCAACACCACCUCCCCUCAACUCCUGCCAUUAUAAUUUAUUCUGCCCACACCAGGACUCGGUGAGCAUUUGACUCAAGGUGCCAUGCUGGGCUUUCUGUCUUUGCCUGAAUCCAAGAAUGUGUUCUGUGUCCUACAGUUUGUCCAACCAAUCCCCCUCUUCCUCAAGGCGGACGAAAAAUAAAUAAAUAACCAGAUGAGUGUGUCCAGGUUCGAAAGAACUCUCCAGAAAGUGAAACUCACCCUCUUUUCUAUAACACGCGUGCUUUCUAAAGAUCAGUCGUUUCUUACUUUUUGAGACUUCUUAAUCCACUUUUGAACAGUAGUCUGCUGUGACCCCGGUAACUGUCUUACUUAGAAGUGACAACACGCCAAUUCUUACCUCAGUCACCUGCUCGUGGAGCCCCCCGACCCCCACCCCCUAGGCUAACUCGGAGUUCAGACGCAGGUCCAUCUGUCCUUUCCUGCCCCCGCCCCACCACCGGAAGAAGACAACCCAUAUCCUAGCUCCAGCCGGUUGCCUAUGAGAUGGUGAGCUGAGACAUGAGCAUGCCAAGGCUCCUUUGCCUGCUCAGAACCAUGCCCUCCUGGCCAGGUUGGCUCCUCAGUAUGUGUCCAAGCAUGUGCCGCAAAUGAGCGCCAAUGUCAAGACAUGUGUGGUCUGUCCCUGCUGCAGGCCCUCUCCCUGCCUACCUCCCCACCCACCCUCCCCUCUCCUCUACCACCAUUAUUACAUCUAACAAGGCUGAAGGAAGCCCCAGCCCCCAGGGAGACCCAGGAGCUGUCCCAUGUCUCUUCUGGCAAUAGAGCAGCAGCCUGUGGUAAACUUCCAUGCAAGCUACCACCAUCCCAACUGUGGUCCCAGAAGUUUCCAUGAUUCCACCUAAAAAAGCUGUGUUCCGAUGACUCCUACCUCUUGUCCGGUUCCAGGCAGAGUGCACAGGCCCACUCCAGGGACCAAGAAGGAGAUAGGAAGAAGAGAGACGGGGGUAGAACCCAGGGAGAAGGCCUCAGUGGCCCCAGCCCUUGCAACCUUCCUCCUGCUGACUGCCGGCCUCACUCUGGAGAACUUGGUCUCCAGCUUUGCUCUCCCUAUGAGACAAAGGGAGUAGAACUGGACCUUCCUGCUGACAGGCUCAGGUCUGAGCCCACCUUCCUACCCUUCUUCUGUCCCAACCCCUCCCCAAUGUGUUUCACCAGUUAAGCCCCUGUGACUCUGUACCCAUCAAUGGUUUGGGAUUGUUAGUUCUGUCUUUUUUUUUAAUGAAAUAAAAACAUUUUUAAAAUGUU